Dictyostelium discoideum AX4 is the source of this 213-nucleotide messenger RNA. RefSeq lists its product as hypothetical. The record is from RefSeq and is a predicted model, not a curated record. NCBI's taxonomy places the organism in Eukaryota, Evosea, Eumycetozoa, Dictyosteliales, Dictyosteliaceae. Bases 1 to 213 code for a protein of 70 amino acids. The transcript has a single exon.
AUGGAAAAUAUGAACAUGAAUAAAGAAUUAAUACAACAACAAACAGAUAAACUCGAAUACUACUAUAAUUUAAUGUUGGAGAAACUAUGCAAUAUGGUUAUCGCUUCAAAUGCAUCCGAAGUUCAUGAAAUUACUAGAUCUUUUUGUGAAGUUUUAUCCGAUUAUAAAAAAUAUACAGAUGGUAAAAACAUAUUCAAUAGUUACACGGAAUAG